AUGAAGUGGGAGGACAUCAGUAAGCACUUGCCCGGACGCAGCGCCAUCAGUUGUAGACUGCACUAUCAAAACUACCUCGAGCGGAGGAGCGAAUGGGACGAGGAUCGCAAAAAUAAGCUCGCAAGGUUGUACGAGAGGUUUCGAGCCGACAUGUGGGCGAGAGUCGCAGAGGAGAUGGCGAUGCCAUGGAGAGCCGUCGAAGCAAUGCACUGGCAGAUGGGCGAGCAUGAGAUGGCGAAGCGUGCUGGUGUAACCCCAUUCUCCUUGACCAACGCCAACAGCGGGAUCGAGCCUUCGUCUCUCCCUCCAAGACCACCACUGCGGCAUGGUGGACCACCCCCGCGCCCUUUGCGACGAGAAUCGAUGCCUCCCGACACGGGCUUACAGGGUCCUCAGCAGCUGCCUUCACUAGCAGAACUGACAGCGGGGCUGCCUGCGUUUUCAGCACCACCUUACCACACCUCAGACCCUUUCCAUCGCCAUCUGUACAACCACCCAAGAGGCCGCAAUGGUCCGUUUCGAUAA
This is a messenger RNA of Cladophialophora psammophila CBS 110553, 525 nucleotides long. RefSeq lists its product as uncharacterized. NCBI's taxonomy places the organism in Eukaryota, Fungi, Ascomycota, Eurotiomycetes, Chaetothyriales, Herpotrichiellaceae. The coding region runs from base 1 to 525 and encodes 174 amino acids. The transcript has 2 exons. The record is from RefSeq and is a predicted model, not a curated record.